AUAGACUACUUACGACAAAUCCGUUGUAUUGGGUAUCCCGCAGAGAUGCUUAUACCUGGAAAAGACUUGAAAAUCGUACUACGUUAUCUAGAUGAGAAAGGAAUAGCCAACGAACUCAUUUCAAAUAUCACACAACAGCUUCAUCGAGAGCGACGAGCGUUGAUAGGCCCUGUGGACGGAGAAAUAACUCUUGAUCUUAUCCAGAAGAAAUAUCUUUCUUUUGAUGACGUAAGCUUUUAUCAAUUAUGGUAA
Messenger RNA from Strongylus vulgaris, 252 nucleotides. The record is from the annotation of a GenBank genome assembly. NCBI's taxonomy places the organism in Eukaryota, Metazoa, Nematoda, Chromadorea, Rhabditida, Strongylidae.